ACACCACUCCACUCCACUCCAUGUGCACACAUUUGACUAUCCAACCAAAGUGAGAUGUAAGUGUAAGUCACUCACUCACCACUUCUCGCUGCUUCACGCGCGAAACUAAUUUUUACACUCUCCACCAUCAUUUUUACAUCCACGAUCAUUUCAACAAUCAACAACAAACAAAAAACCUAAUUUUGGAACCUUGUUUGUUUAUUAUUAUCAACCACUAACUGAAUCACAUCACAAAUUCCUAUAAUUAAUCUCAACCCACCAUCAUGACCAACACACAUUUCAGAAAACCAAUUCAACACCACCAUUUCCCAAUUUUCAGAUCCACCUUCUUCCUCCUCACCAUGGCAGCAACAACCCUCUCAUUCCUCUUCCUCUUCUUCUUCCUCCUCUCCUCCUCCUCCUCCCACUCCACCCCCAUCCACCACAUUCAACAAGCUUGCAAAGCCACACGUUUCCCUCACCAAUGUCAAACCACCCUCACCUCCCACCUUCAUCACCUUCCCUUCAACCCUACCCCUCUCAACAUCAUCUAUUCCUCAAUUUCACUUUCUUCUCUAAACCUCAAAAUCGCGCAAUCAAUGCUCGAUUCCAUGUUACGCGGUUCCGCAGGUAAUCACCCCCACAUCACCAUCGCGAAAAGCUGUCUUCAAGUUUUUCAAUACUCUCAUCACCGUACAUCUCUCACCGUUCAAGCACUCUCACGUGGUAGAACUAAAGACGCACGUGCUUUCAUGAGUGCUGCAUUGGCUUAUCAGUAUAAUUGUUGGUCUGGUCUUAAAUAUGCUAAUGAUACUGAAUUGGUUUCCAAAACGAUGUCGUUUCUUGUUUCUCUCACCAAUAUUUCCAGUAAUGCUCUUAGUAUGAUUGUCUCGUAUGAUUUAUUUGGUAACAAUACUGAUUUAUGGAGGCCUCCGAGAACCGAACGGGAUGGAUUUUGGGAGGAUUCUGGCUCCGGCGUGUUCGGGGCGGGACCGUCUGUACCGGCGAAUCUUACGCCGGAUGUUACCGUGUGUAAGGAGACGGGUAGUGGGUGUUAUGGGACGGUGCAGGAAGCGGUUGAUGCCGCGCCUGAUAAUGUGGAUGUUGGUGGAAGGAGAUUUGUGAUAUAUAUAAAAGAAGGGGUUUAUGAAGAGAGGGUUAGGGUUCCGUUAAGAAAGAAGAAUGUUGUGUUUUUGGGUGAUGGCAUUGGGAAGACUGUCAUCACUGGCUCGGCUAGUGUCGGAUUAAUGGUGGGGAUGACGACCUAUAACUCUGCCACAGUAGGAGUUGCUGGGGAUGGAUUCAUGGCAAAGGAUCUGACAAUCGAAAACACAGCAGGUGCUAAUGCACACCAAGCAGUAGCAUUCAGAUCAGACAGUGAUCUUUCUGUUAUUGAGAAUUGUGAAUUCAUAGGAAACCAAGAUACUCUAUAUGCUCAAGCCAUGCGUCAGUUUUAUAAAUCUUGCCGUAUUAUAGGGAAUGUCGAUUUCAUCUUUGGAAACUCGGCUUCAUUCUUCAAAGACUGCAAAAUCCUAGUCCAGCCCAGGCAAGCAAGGCCUAAGAAAGGGGAGAACAAUGCCAUUACUGCACAUGGCAGAACAGAUCCAGCUCAGUCUACCGGUUUUGUUUUCCACAACUGCUUGGUUAAUGGUACUGAGAAGUAUAUGGAAUUGUAUUAUGACAAGCCUAAUGUACACAAGAACUAUCUCGGAAGGCCAUGGAAGGAGUAUUCUAGAACAGUUUUUAUUAAUUCGUACUUGGAAGCCUUAAUCACGCCCCAGGGUUGGUUGCCAUGGAGUGCAGAUGUUGGACUGAAUACACUCUACUACGGGGAAUUCGGCAACACUGGACCUGGUUCUAAUUUGACCAACAGAGUGUCCUGGAGUAGCCAGGUUCCUGCUGAACAUGUGUCCACGUAUUCCGUACAGGGUUUCCUUCAAGGAGAUGAUUGGGUUCAUCGUAGCAGUUAUUAGCUCAUCAUGGGAUGGGAGUAAGUGAUGGUAGAACUAUGAUUAUGAAUAGGAGGUAUCAGUAAAUGGGAAAUUGUUCAUAUCUUUCCGUAUCUACUUGGCAAACUGCUUAUACAAUGAGGAUUUAAAAAAAGCCACGGGGAGGAAAUAACUCCAAAUCUUGUGUCAGUUUUGCUGGUAGAUACACUUCUGGGUGGAUGAGGAUCCUACUUAUUUUUAUUCGGUAGACCCUCUGCCCCUCCAUAUUCUUUUUGUAUGAUGCAAUGGCUGUGGUAUAGAAUAAUGAUCUGAUCAUGUAAAAUUAGUAAAUUUAUUCCGGAGUUUUCCAUCCAAUGUAACUAUACAACAAGGAUAUGGAAGGAAAAUCCAUUAUGGUGACUUCUUUUUUUUA
Molecule: messenger RNA, 2340 nt
Organism: Trifolium pratense (red clover)
Lineage: Eukaryota; Viridiplantae; Streptophyta; Magnoliopsida; Fabales; Fabaceae
Product: probable pectinesterase/pectinesterase inhibitor 51
Exons: 2
Coding region: 264-1952 (562 amino acids)
Biological process (GO): cell wall modification
Molecular function (GO): pectinesterase inhibitor activity; pectinesterase activity
Source: RefSeq, a predicted model, not a curated record